This is a messenger RNA of Sorex fumeus (smoky shrew), 1068 nucleotides long. It is a transcript of the gene FCRL4, whose product is annotated as Fc receptor like 4. The coding region runs from base 1 to 1068 and encodes 355 amino acids. Gene Ontology annotation, biological process: cell surface receptor signaling pathway. Lineage: Eukaryota; Metazoa; Chordata; Mammalia; Eulipotyphla; Soricidae. The record is from RefSeq and is a predicted model, not a curated record. The transcript is spliced from 8 exons. Gene Ontology annotation, molecular function: transmembrane signaling receptor activity.
AUGCCGACUGCACAUCAAUCAGUGAUCUCCAUCCGUCCGCCAUGGACCACCUUCUUCAAAGGAGCUGCAGUGAAAAUGAUUUGCAAUGGAUCUGAUGAUUAUGUAACAGGGCAAACACAAUAUAUUUGGUAUGAUCAUAAAAAUAUACGAGAUAAAACCACAGGAAACAACCUCACAGUCCGUGAUUCUGGAAUGUACAGAUGCCAGGCUCCGGGCUCACUCCCAAGUAAGCCUGUGAAUUUGCUGUUUUCUUCAGGUUCCCUUAUCCUUCAGACCCCAACCUUUGUGUUUGAAGGUGACAGCUUCAUUCUGAGAUGCAAGAAAAGAGGAAGAGGAAGAGGAAGAAGAAAAGAGUUGACUGAUGUGAAAUACAUCCGGAAUGGGAAAAUUAUUUCUAAUUUUAACAAAAGCUUAGACCUUUUUAUACCUCAAGCAAGGUUAAAUGACAGUGGCUCAUACCAGUGCAUUGGAAUUGAGAAUAAAAUGUAUAAAUUUAGGUCAAAUUUUAAAAUUAUUAAAAUUCAAGAACUAUUUCCAGAUCCAACACUGAAUAUCACAGACCUCCAGCCUGAAGAGGGGAGCUCAGUCACACUGAUCUGUGGAGUACAGCUUCCUCCGGAAAGACAGGACACUCUACUACACUUCAUCUUCUACAGAGACAAUGGGGUUGUGUUGUCAAAGUGGAGCAGGUCCCCAGAAUUCCAGAUCUCCAACAUCUGGAGAAAAGACUCUGGAGUUUAUUGGUGUGGCGCUGAAGCUGUGCUCAACAACAUCUCUAAGCACAGUCUUCCGAGACAGAUCCACGUGCAAAAAGCUGGUUUUCCAGGAGACAACGCAAGCAGCUGUCCCACACCAAGACCAAAAGAGUCACCUCAACACAUGUGUCCUGAUGCUAUGGAGUUACAAGUAGUGGAUGGCAAUGCACACCUCAAAGAGGGAAAUAUGGUGUACUCAGAGAUCCAGAUGAUUUGUGUUAAAGAAGAAGGGAAUGAUAUUGGCAAAGAUGUGAAAGUGUCACCUCCUCUGUUGGUAUUGCCAAGCCAGAAUGACUUCGAGGUCAUCCUGUAA